Molecule: messenger RNA, 1408 nt
Organism: Onychostoma macrolepis
Lineage: Eukaryota; Metazoa; Chordata; Actinopteri; Cypriniformes; Cyprinidae
Gene: atp6v1e1a
Product: ATPase H+ transporting V1 subunit E1a
Exons: 9
Coding region: 153-833 (226 amino acids)
Biological process (GO): proton transmembrane transport
Cellular component (GO): proton-transporting two-sector ATPase complex, catalytic domain
Molecular function (GO): proton-transporting ATPase activity, rotational mechanism
Source: RefSeq, a predicted model, not a curated record
ACGCUUGGCGGAACAGUAGUUUAGUCCUGCUGAUUUUAGUUAUAUAAAUAAAGUAGUGGAUAGUUUAAUUUAGUAGUUACAAAGUUAGUCUUAAAUAUUUCCUUUGAUAAAUCUCUCUUAAGAUCGCAGUCAGAGCCUUAAAAACAUCAGCCAUGGCGCUCAGCGAUGCCGCCGUACAGAAACAGAUCAAACACAUGAUGGCCUUUAUUGAGCAGGAAGCCAAUGAGAAGGCAGAAGAAAUAGAUGCAAAGGCAGAAGAAGAGUUUAAUAUCGAAAAAGGACGACUGGUACAGACUCAGAGGUUGAAGAUAAUGGAGUACUAUGAGAAGAAAGAGAAACAGAUUGAACAACAGAAGAAAAUCCAAAUGUCGAAUUUGAUGAACCAGGCCAGACUGAAGGUACUCAAAGCACGUGAUGACAUGGUUAAGGAUCUCAUUAAUGAAGCACAACAACGGCUGGCCAACAUUGCCAAAAACCCAAAUGAGUACCUGACACUGCUGGAGGGGCUGGUGUUACAGGGAUUUUAUCAGCUGUUGGAGCCCAAGGUUAUAGUUCGGUGCAGAAAGGAAGAUGUAGCGAUGGUGCAGGCUGCUGUUAAGAAAAACAUCCCCAUCUACAAAGAGGCAGUAAAGAAUAAUAUUGAAGUGCGCAUCGACGAAAACAACUUCCUGCCCCCUCAUAUUUCAGGAGGUGUUGAAGUCUAUAACGCUGAUGGCAAAAUCAAGGUGUCCAACACACUGGAGAGCAGAUUGGACCUUCUAGCGCAACAGAUGAUGCCUGAGAUCAGAGUGCAACUGUUUGGUGCCAACCAAAACCGCAAGUUUAUGGACUAAUGGUCUGAUACUAAAUGUGCUUUAGUGGUAGUUUGGAGAACAGUGAGAUUCAAGAGCCCUGAUAAAGUGACAACAAGGUUGGAUGGGAAGUUUUAUUUUUUUUUAAGGUCACUUUGUGGAUUUUCUGAAGUUUCUGUUGCAAUUCAGGAAAUUCAACUGAUCAUGUUUCAGCAAUAAGUUGCUUUCUCUCUUUCUUUUGUGUUUUUCUUGGAAAAAAAACAAGCCAAAGAAAGUGGUUUAAAAUGAAAGGCUUAUCAUGUGUGCUUAUGUCACCCUAUACCUCUCCUUUGAGUGUUUAUUUAGCGCUUUCUGUUUGAAAAUCAUGUCAUCUGUAGGGAAAGUGGACACCUGACAUCUCAUCUCCGCCUGUUUGAACAAAAAGCUUUAAGCACUCAGGAAUUUACAUUGUUUUUGCUUGGAGUGUUGUUAGCUAAGCUAGCAGCCUAUCAGGUUUUCCCUGGAAAAGGGAAACCCUCAUUUGAUGUCUUAAAAUAUGGAUGCCUCUGUACUUGUGUUUUCAUUUGUAGUACAACUGCAUUAUACCACAGAGAAAUAAAUCAAAUAUAUUUUAUUUA